Molecule: messenger RNA, 2835 nt
Organism: Mesorhabditis belari
Lineage: Eukaryota; Metazoa; Nematoda; Chromadorea; Rhabditida; Rhabditidae
Source: the annotation of a GenBank genome assembly
AUGCGUCUACUGAUCGUUUUUUUGGUCUUUUUUUGGGAAACUUUCGCUGAAUUGAACUCUUCGAGAGUUCAUCGACAGGCACCAGGAUGGGAAAACUCGAAUCUAAACAACUUUGGUGAACCGGAGCUGUUGGCGAGAGCUCAAACGCUGAUCUCGUUGUGCCGGAGUGGUCGUCAAUUCGUUGGAUUGGGCGCCUGUUCAAGGACUUUUCUCGAAUGUUCCCCGGAAAGAGAUCGCUUUUUGUUUCGAAACUGUCCCGGGGAUCUAAUGGUUUUCUCUGGUGAUCGCUGUCGAUCAACGGAGAAGGUUCCAGAAUGUUUUGACACUCAAAUGAACACAAUGAAUGAGGAAACGAGACAACUUGUUGAGAAAGAUCAAUUCUGUACCCAUGGAGGUGCUGUGUAUUUUGGUCGAUCGGUUCUCUCUCGACAAGCGUUGGUUUGUCAUGAGAAUCUCCGCGAUCUCAUCGUUGCCGGAUGUCCUUUUGGCACUUUCAUCAACACCGAUCUUCAAUGCCAGCCCAUUCAGAAGCAUUUCGGUGACACAAGCAUUGAAUCUUUUGCCCCAAUUCGACAAUUCUUCAUCAAGAGACACUGUGAUCGAGUGCGGAGCCCCUACGUGCACUACGGACAACACCAACAACAAGGCCAAGAUUUCUAUCGACACGACAAUUGCGCUACUUGGUACAUCGAUUGUAAUGGAUAUCCGAGUCUCAUCCAAUGUGGAGCCGGCGAGAUUUUCGAGCCCAAAAGUGGCUAUUGUCGUCGCUGGACGCAUCAAGAUCUUUGUCCGGCUAGAGGGCUUUGUGUUGGGCGUGAAUGGACGAUGUUUCCACUUGUCGAAAAGUGUUCCGCACAAUUCGUCCGAUGCGAGGGACAAGAGGCUCGUUUCUACCAAUGCCCAUCCGGUCUCUUUUUUAAUGGACAUGAAUGUGCCCGAAUGAAUGAUUGUAUGGCUUGUGUGCAAGGCAUGAAACGUGAGGAUUAUGCGCAAUGCAAUAAGUACUCUCAAUGUGUGAGUGGAAAACCGAUGCAAUGGGCGUCGAUGAAAUGCAAAGCACAACGGGGAUACAAUGAUUACAUGCAACGAUGCGAGGAUGGAUAUCAAUGCGCUGCGCAGAGACAAUGUCAACCCGGUGACUUCUAUCAGCUAAAUUGUCACAUGGUUGCCGUUUGUCAAAAAGGAAAUUAUCAAUGGUUCUCUUGCCCGCAAGCGACUCGAUGGGAUGCGCAAGCGAAAGUCUGUGUAUCUGACGCAAAUUGCAAUCGAGGACAAGAGACACAACAAUGCCGCGAGAAUGACAUCAUCGAGACAGCCGAUUGUCAGACGUUUUCAAUGUGCGAGCGCGGGAAUUUCGUCUCCUACUCAUGUCGUGAUCAAAAAGGAAAUUUGCAAACUCCUUGUGCAAGAUGCCAAAAUCCUGAACAACAACGAUCAAACACUCCAAUCCCUGCACAAUGUCAACAAGGGAAAUUUAAAUCAGAUGAAACCAGCUGUGGAUCGUACUUCGUAUGUCAGAAUGGACAAUGGAUUGCGCAGAGAUGCCAAAAUGGCUGGUUCAACUUGAGCGUGGGAAGCUGUGUGCAAGAUGGACGAGUCGAGUGCGGGAAUGGGCAUCAACUCGUUUGUGAGCACAAUUCGUUCCUUGUCCCGAAACCCAACUGCGGUCGUUUUCUCGUUUGCAAGCAUGGUCGAUGGAUUGAAAUGGAGUGUCCAAAGGGAUAUAUUUAUGAUGAAUCCUCUCACAAUUGCAUCGCCGGUGAAUGCGAUCAAAACAACGGCUAUGCUCAAUAUCAACAAACCUCGCAACGAACUAGAGAAACCUACGGGAUUCCUUCGAAUGUUCAACCAAAAGUACAGGAGCUCUCAAAAGUCUACCGACAACCGAUCACUGGGAAUUGGCAGGGACAAGGCUCUUUUGGCCCACCAGCACCGCCUCCAAGCACUGAUCAAACAAAUUAUCUGUGCCAAGGAAACGACAAAAUCGUCGACCCGGUCGAUUGCACCCGUUUUUAUCAGUGUACACAAUAUGGACGUUACACAAUGAUGCAAUGCCCAUCCGGUUCCUACUUCGAUCCAUCAUUCAGAGCUUGUGUGAAGGGUGAGAAUUGUGGAAAAAAGACAAACUGUGACAAUGGUUGGUAUCAUCCAAUGGAACAAUGCGGGAAAUAUCGUAUUUGCUAUAAUGGUGAAUGGGUGGAAGGACGGUGUCCAAACUAUCAACCAUUCAUCAAUGGACAAUGUGAUGCAACAAGGAUUUGCACGAAGAUUGAUGAUCCUUUCCCCCAACGUGAUUGUCAAUUCGGCAGCGUUCGACCACACCCACAAAACUCGCGCAUUUAUUGGGUUUGCGAGUUGGGUGGAUGGGUCGAGAGAAGCUGUCCGGCUAAUUCGAUCUUCAAUUGGAAGUCCUCCCAAUGCGUUUACGAUCAGCCAGCUCCACCUCAACCCCCACAAACAUGGUGCUAUCAGGGACAAACUCGACCAAUUCAAGGACAAUGUGGAGCCUAUGAAAUCUGUUACAAUGGACAAUGGCAAAUGCAGACUUGUGAGUACGGUAGCGGGUUCUCGAAUGGGCGAUGCAUUCGUGGUGUUUGCCAGGAUCAGAUUCAACCGGGAGCCCCGUGUACACAAAUUUCCGGUGCAGCCAAUUAUCGUCUCGAUCCACAGUCGUGUGAUCACUUCUAUCAGUGUGCCCCAGCUGGAUGGACUUUGAUGCCAUGUGCGGCAGGUACCGUCUGGAACCCAGUGAGCACCGUUUGUGAUUGGCCACGAAAUGUGCCCCAGUGCAAUGGACAGGGAUAUUAUGGAGCUCAGCCACCUGGUUCAUCUGCC